ACCCUGACCUUUUUCAACUCACACUGCCUCAGACGGCCACCAAGCAGCUGAGGAGAGAGCAGCCAGACGGACCCAUCAUGUCCGACAAACCAGAUUUUGCAGAAAUUGAAACAUUUGACAAGACCAAGCUGAAGAAGACAGAAACCAGAGAGAAAAAUCCACUACCCACUAAAGAAAUCGAUGGAGGAACACCCAGCUCUGCAGCCCCUCAAGCCCAGCUGGGCUUGGCCAGUGACUGA
Molecule: messenger RNA, 239 nt
Organism: Malurus melanocephalus (red-backed fairy wren)
Lineage: Eukaryota; Metazoa; Chordata; Aves; Passeriformes; Maluridae
Product: thymosin beta-12-like
Exons: 3
Coding region: 78-239 (53 amino acids)
Biological process (GO): regulation of cell migration; actin filament organization
Cellular component (GO): cytoplasm
Molecular function (GO): actin monomer binding
Source: RefSeq, a predicted model, not a curated record